UUAAGUUCAUGACCAAAAAAGCUAUAUUUAUAUAUGUGAUGUCUGCCAGUCUUUCUCUAUGGAAUCAUAAUUAAGUGUGAAUUUAUAGGUAAGCGUAAUAAAGUGUUUUAAGUGUUUCCCAGCGAGAUAUAUUCAGUUGCUGGCCACUGCAAGGCCAUUGGCCCAACAGUCUCCGCUGCUGGCCCUGGGCGUUAAUACCUUUGACCUGCUGAUCCAGCUGGCGAGGGGGGGGCGUACACCCCUCACUACAGCCUGCAGUCACCCGCCUCACUUGUGCCUUCCUGAAGGAGGCAGGGCAGCCACCAAGCCUGCGGUUGGCUCACAGGAAGCCCCCAGAGCAUAAAAGUGAUGAUGCAGGGGCAUCAUUGCAGCCCUAGAGAGGAAGAGGAACAUGGCUGAAGACUUGGUUAAAAGAUUAGUCAAAUAUAGUGUUGAAACAGAUCUUUAAAGUGUUCACAGCAAUUCGGCUUUCAUUUGUAAACAAAGAGCAGACAGCUAGGAAGAUGACACCAGCAGCGGCAGGCGGAGACAGGCAGUGUGACACCGUAGCCCUCCGCUCUGCCUGACAUGUGCUGUGUGUCACGCAACCAAACUCAAGUGGAACAUGCACUGUUACAUGUACCAGGUUAUCGAACACCCCUAACAAGUGUGGCGCCAUUCGUAAGGUAACAAAACUGCUUGUCUUGAAAGAAAGUCCAGUGACAGAGACAACCUUGGCCAGUGUUGUGUUCGCUUCCUGACAGGGCGGGGAUUGUGACCAGGAAUUUGUCCAGCUUCCUCUUUGCCUUGGAAAGUGCAUUCCUGGCUGAGUGUGGUGCGUGUGCCUGCUACUCGUGUGGUGGUGCUGCUGCUGCGUGAAGCCUCUGCCGUGGGAACCCACCACAAAUAGCUAAUGGAUUCUGUAUGACGGGAUCAGCAGCAGACAGAAUUCCAGUGAUGUAUUAACAUGCCUAGGGACAGCCUUGGGGGCAUCCAUUACUGGCAGAAGCCCGAGUGUGCUGAGUGACGGGGCGGCAUGACCUUGCACCAUCAGAGGGUCAGUGACACAGAUGUACCCGCCCGCCCUCAAGCAGAAGGGAAUCCUUAUUGAGGAUGUGGCAGUCAAGAAGGUGACAGAGAAUGGGUACUCCCUGGAAUUCCAGACCACAAACUGCAAGACUGGAAUGCCCCUCCUUGGGCUCCUGCAGGUGGAAGGUCCUCCAGCAAGCUUUGACACUCAGGUGACAGUCACAUGCUCCUCUCAGACUGCCACGGGUCCCCUCGCUGGCACCUGGGACCUCGGAAUUCAGGGGCAGGUUGUAAAAGACAUUCCAGCAGGUGUUGACCCAAAGGUCCUGGAGGGCAUUCUGGAAAGUGCCCUGGGAACUGAUCUCACAGUCCAGUACUCCGGCUCCUGCAAGAACUACCACUACUACAUUGAGUGGGAGGAAGAUCCCGGCAGAAAGGAGCUGGUGGAGAUACACACAGAUAACCUGAUGUUUGAUGGAACUCUAAAAACCAAGAUCAUUCGUGACUCAGCCGGAGUCCUUUGGCACAGCCCUCUUGAGACAGACUUUGUGACCACUCAUAGGGACUCUCCUCAUGUGACAGUACAAGUGAAUGGUUACUUUGGUGCAUGUCUUGGUGCCUGUGCCUUCACCUACGAUGAUGCCACCACUCCCAUGCUGACUGGCGUCUCCGGCACUGCAGGCGAGGGGCUGCAGCACACCCUCACCCUGAGUGGCACGGCCAUCACUGCCACCCAGCUCACCUGCACUGUAGCACUGUGGGGCGGCUUGCAUUCAGUGGCACUCAGCAUGCAGCCGGCUGGCUCGGCACUGCUCCCCUCCCCCAUCAUCUACAUGGUGCCAGUCACCGUGGUUGCACUCAGCAUCACGGAGGGCAGCACUGGUGGACAGUAUCCUCUCACUGUGACUGGCACUGGCUUCCCAGACAGUGAUGGGUGGGAGGCUGGCAGUGCCAUUAUGACUCUGGGUGGCAAGAAGUGUGUGGUUAUCUCUGGUGGACCCACAAAGGUCACCUGCACAGUGCCUGCUGGUGAGGGCACGGUGGAUGUGGUGGUGGAUGUGGGCGGCACAAGUGGCUCCCUCCCUUCCUCCUUCACUUAUGACGUCUCACUGUCACCCACCAUCAUUGGCCUUUCCCUCCACACCCUCUCCCUCUUUGGUCAAGAGGAACAAACUUUGGCACUUCAGGAUCAGUUCAUAUCGGAUCAGAGCUGUGUUAUACGACUCAUUGGAGUAACAUCAGCGUGAGCUGUCUUACCCCGGCACUGUCGGCUGGCACUCAUACCCUGGUACUCUCCACUGAUGGCUUUGGUGCUGCUGCCAGGGAAGUGGAGUACGUACUGCAGGUGACCUCGGCCUCAGCUACCCAGGGGUCAGUGAAGGGUGGCACGCUGGUCAGGCUGGGCGGCACAGGCUUCAGCUCGGAUUGUUCCCGCCUCAAGGUGAAGCUGGGCCAGGUGUAUGAGUGUGAGGUGCUGCAGUGCUCCGAUGAGGCCCUCACCUGCAUCACCAGGCCCAUCACCACCAACCACAGGAUUGUGAAUGUUGGCACCAGCUCUGAGACUGUACCAUGGUAUCCUCGUGUGCUGGAGGUAGUGGAGGGAGACUCAGUAACCUGGCAGUGGAGUAAGGUGUCUGAGAACUCACAGCUGCAGUACGGAGUGUGUGAGGUGGCCAGCCCUGUGGAUAACUGUGAGGACGCUGAUGGUUCUGGCUUCUUCUCAGGGACACAGACUGCUGCAGCGGCCUGCAGGUGGUGGGCGGCGACUCUCUCACCAUCACUGGAUCAGGCUUUGGUGACCUGGCCUGCCAGGUAGAGGUCAGUGUUGGUGAAGCAUCCUGUAGUGUGACCUCUGCUUCAGACACCUCUGUGACCUGCG
Scylla paramamosain (green mud crab) is the source of this 2887-nucleotide messenger RNA. RefSeq names its product fibrocystin-L-like. NCBI's taxonomy places the organism in Eukaryota, Metazoa, Arthropoda, Malacostraca, Decapoda, Portunidae. The record is from RefSeq and is a predicted model, not a curated record. The coding region runs from base 1050 to 2255 and encodes 401 amino acids. The transcript is spliced from 15 exons.